This is a messenger RNA of Cuscuta campestris, 2105 nucleotides long. The record is from the annotation of a GenBank genome assembly. NCBI's taxonomy places the organism in Eukaryota, Viridiplantae, Streptophyta, Magnoliopsida, Solanales, Convolvulaceae.
AGUUGUCUCUCCAUUGGGUUCUGCUUUUAGUUUUAGGAGGAUUAUAUUGCACAGUCUCACUCGUCAUUAAGGGCUACUGAAAAUCUGAGCGGGUGCGUAAAAAUGAGAGCUUUAAGAAUCCUCACUGGGUUCGCUCAUUCAAUCAGCAGAAACAGAAGCAGUCCAAUUUCUUCAGUCGUUGGAGUAAAAUGUCCCUUGCUGUUUCGAGCCUUGUCAACAGUGUCAAAUGAGGAUCCAGAACUCAAGGAAAUGCUUGAUUUCAUAGACAACCUCAAGAACUACGAGAAAUCAGGGGUACCCAAAGGCGCCGGGACGGAUUCCGGCCACGGGUUCGAUCUGGGUAGAAUGAGGCGCCUAAUGGCUCUUCUGGGUAACCCUCAUUCAACGUUCAAGGUUUUUCAUAUUGCGGGCACUAAAGGAAAAGGAUCAACUGCUGCAUUUCUCUCUAGCGUAUUAAGAGCAGAAGGCUACUCUGUGGGUUGCUAUACUAGUCCGCACAUAAAAACAAUUAGGGAACGUAUAACAUUGGGAAGACAUGGCGAACCAGUGUGCGCUAAGGUAUUGAAUGGUCAUUUUCAAAUGGUGAGGAGAGUUCUUGAGAGAGCGGUGGAACUUGAAAACGGAUGUCUUAGUCAUUUUGAGGUUUUCACUGCUAUUGCUUUCAGUCUGUUUUCUCAAGAGAAUAUUGAAAUUGCAGUUGUGGAGGCUGGGUUGGGUGGGGCAAGAGAUGCUACUAAUGUAAUUAGCGGCUCCAGUCUUGUCGCGUCAAUAAUAACAACAAUUGGCGAGGAACACUUGGAUGCUUUAGGGGGUUCCUUGGAAAGUAUUGCAGUUGCAAAAUCAGGGAUAGUCAAAGAUGGCCAUCCAUUAGUUCUAGGGGGACCGUUCCUUCCACAUAUUGAGCAAAUUCUCCGGGAUAAAGCAAAUUCGGUGUCUUCACCUGUAGUAUCAGUUUCUGAUCCCGGAAAUAAGAGUUUUCUCAAAAGAUUGAGUCAAACAUGUGGCAUAACUCACCAAGUGUGUGACAUUUUGCUCCACAUUGAUGGAGACCUUCCUCUGUCGGUUGAGUUAUUUGAUGUGAGGCUACGCAUGCUCGGUUCCCACCAACUUAGAAAUGCAGUGACAGCUGUUUGUGCAGCACUAUGCCUCCAUAACAAAGGAUGGAGGUUGUCUGACGCAUCCAUUCGUGCUGGUUUAGAAUGUGCAAUUUUGCCGGGCAGAAGUCAAAUUUUAACUUCAAAAGAAGCUGAAAGACUAGGGCUGCCUCAUCAUAUAAACGUAGUGCUAGACGGAGCACAUACGAAGGAAUCUGCGAGAGCUUUGGCUGAGACAGUGAAAAUGGCACUCCCAAAGAAACGACUAGUUUUAGUAGUUGCUAUGGCAAAUGACAAAGAUCACCUUGGUUUUGCAAGAGAGUUACUGUUAUCAGUUGAUGGUUUGGAAGCUGUGUUUCUUACAGAAGUCUCCAUUGCUGGAGACAGAUCGCGAACCACUUCUGCGUCUUAUUUAAAAGAUGUUUGGGUUAAAGCUUCAAAGGAACUGGACAUUAAUGUCGUUCUUGAUCACGAAGAAGACGACGCAGAGUGCAAUUUGUCAAAGGAGGAUCAUCAUCAGUCAAGACAAAUAUUACUCAGUGAAGGGCCACUAAUGGCUUCUUUGAGAUAUGGGUCUUUGGUUCUGAAUGAAAGGGAUGGAAAUUCUUCCACCGGAGUCGUGUUGGUCACCGGGUCUUUGCAUGUCGUUUCAGCUCUACUGAGUAUGAUUUCCGACCAACAAAGAUGAGAAGUGUCUAUUUCGAUCACUUCUUUUUUAGGGUUGUGUUACGGUCACACCAUGACAAAAUUGACACCAAUCUCACGGAAUCGACGCCUAUGUCACAGACACUAAGUGUUUGUGUGUGAUGUUGUCAUCUACCCUUCACAUUGAGACAUGGACCAUGAAACUAAUUGGGAUGUGAGUCCUUUUAGCAUUGCAAUAAUGUCUUAAUUUUGGUAACAUGUCUCCAUUGCAAGGCUACUUUUUCCCUACUAUGGUAGUUAUGUUGUAGGACAUACUUUAUAAUUAUUUAAUACCGGGGGAUUUAUCAAUCAAAUUACUACCUCUGU